Messenger RNA from Effrenium voratum, 1689 nucleotides. The record is from the annotation of a GenBank genome assembly. NCBI's taxonomy places the organism in Eukaryota, Dinophyceae, Suessiales, Symbiodiniaceae.
AUGUUCCAAUGCCGCAUGUGCUCGGAGAAUCCCUUCAAUGCCAUGUUUGGCGGCGACAACAAGCCUAAGGAGAAGGAGAAGAAGAAGGUCGCAAAGGAUAAGCGCAGACUGUCGAGCCGAAACGAAGCCAACUUUCAGUGCCGGAGCGAUGACCAGGUGGCCUUCGCUAUCCAGGAGUGGCGGAGGCACGCUCACCCGCGCGCGAAUGACUUCUUCGGAAGCCAGCACCAGCUGGAUGACGUUCUGACCCAGCUGGCAAAGGGCAUCGACAAGCACGAUGACCCCAUUCUAGGAUCCGACGAAAAGUGCGUCUACUGGUACGGCGACGUAACCAAGGAGGAUUUGCAAGCUGCAAUUCGAAUGGUGAAACCAGGGGAGACAGCCGAGUCGGUCACCUAUGUGAACCGUGUGCUGGCCUUCAUUUUUGCCACCGACGAGAGCUUUGAUCAGCUGAUGAAGCUGCCGAAGGAGCCCUUCAAGAUGAGUUGCGGCGAUCAGCUUUGCGUGCAUUUGGCACACAUCUCGCUGGCGACCGAGUCGUACUGCGUGAGGGCCAAAUCUGGCCACCAGAGCAAGAUGCCAGCGCCAGCAGCGCCCGGGUUCGAUUACGAUGCGGAGUUGCGGGCUGCGGGGCUGGAGGCUGCACAUGCACGUGCUCCGGUGCCUGGGCGGAUGCGUGAAGCUGGAGGCCCCGGGAAAGGGAAGCGAGCGUCGAUUCUGUUGCCCCGCGUGCGCCCUGAGGUGCUGCGGGAGCCUCGUGAGGAAGACGUCACGCGUUCUACCUUGGGCACUUUCGGGGUGGGUAUCCCAAAGUUGGCUGGAAUCGGGUGCCAGGGGGGCGUGGGCUUUGCAGAGAGGUGCCCGCGAGGCCAGAAUCUAUGUCGCGAGAUGACGGAGAGCGGAUGUGGCCGUCGGGAAGGCGACACGGACCAGGAGCCGGCAGAAGACGUGAUCCGUGAGGGCCGCGCCAUGUGCGAUGGCUGCAAUCGCCCGGCGAGCGCCUGCAUUUGCGCCAGCCUGCCGAGCGCGCCUUUGCCACUGCCGGAGGGCCUGGACAGCAUCCUGCUUUUGCGCCAUCCAAAGGAGCGGCGUCAGAAGCACCAGAGUGCUUGGAUCCUGGAGCGGUGUUUGAGCGGUGUGCGGCAGUAUGCCUGCCGCAGGCUGCCUGUAGAGCCGGUGGCGGGCCUGGAGCACAUCUGGCAGCAGCCUGCCAGCUGUCUCCUUGUCUUCCCGGGGCCCAACGCCCGGCCGCUGCAGGAAGUCUUGGAUUCCAAGGUACGGCACCUCAUCUUUAUGGACGCCACCUGGCGCUACGCGCGGGAGAUGGCUGCUAGCAGGGAUGAGGACCCGCUGGGGGCCAUCCGACAAGUGGAGCUGACGCCGCCCCCGAACACGCGGCCCGUCUUCGUGGUGCGGAAGCCCUUGCGCCUGGCGGAGGAGGCGGAGGAGGAGCGCUGGGGGUACAGCACUGCAGAAGCGGCUGCCCUUGCAGUGGAUGAGGUGUCCAGCCUGCGCGGCGGGGAGCGGAAGGCCUGGGACGUGGUGGCCACGGCCCUGCGCGCCUAUGCCCAGAUCCAGCUGGAGCGCACGGUGGCGCCGCGCAUGCGCACGGAGCGGCCCGGGUUUAUCCCGGAGCUCUACGAGGCUGCGCAGAGGUCCCCGAGCCGCUGGGAGCAGAGUUCAGGUUAG